Trypanosoma cruzi is the source of this 714-nucleotide messenger RNA. RefSeq names its product ubiquitin-conjugating enzyme, putative. Lineage: Eukaryota; Euglenozoa; Kinetoplastea; Trypanosomatida; Trypanosomatidae. Bases 1 to 714 code for a protein of 237 amino acids. The record is from RefSeq and is a predicted model, not a curated record. The transcript has a single exon.
AUGUCCAUCGGUGCCAGUGCGAUGCGUCUUAUUAUGCGUCAAAUUCAAGACAUUGAGGCGAACCCCACGGAUGGUGUGCAAAUUCACAGGUCCGACAACCUGAGCGAGUUGCUCUUUGACCUCACAGGGCCAGAAGGGACCCCGUUUAGCGGUGGCAUCUUUCACGUUGUGCUGUACUUCGAGGAGGGAUACCCGGAGAUACCGCCGCGUGGGGUCUUCCGAACGAAAAUUUUUCACCCCAAUGUGGCAGAAAAGGGAGACAUUUGCGUCAAUGUCCUUAAGCAAGACUGGAAGCCGAGUCUUGGGUUGCGUCAUGUGCUUACGGUUAUUCGCUGCCUCUUGAUUGAGCCAAAUGCGGAGAGUGCGCUGAACGAGGAGGCAGCCCGGCUUCUUCUUGAGGAUUAUGAUGCCUACAGACGGAAGGCGGAAAUGAUGACUAAAAUACACGCCAUGAAGGGCACCAGAGCACCACACGAUGUACCGCCGCCAUUUCUCUCAGACGACGGUCGAGAAAAUGGCCAGCUGCUUAGUAGAGGGACCGCAAAUGUCGGAAGUGCCAGUUUGCCUGCGUCAGAAGGCUUUGUGAGCUCCCAACUCCGUAACGCAUCGGAAUCGGCGUUAAACAAACGGAGCGCUGUGGGCGGAACUUCCACGAAUGUUGUUGCUUCCAAAAAGGCGGUGGAAAAGAAGCGUGCCGCUCUGAAGCGUAUUUGA